AUGACUUGUCAAAACCCAGUUGGCGGCGCUAGCAUGACGGUCGCGACCCCUGGCGGCGCUACAGUGGAGAGUGAGUCGAUGGUCCCUUUUUCAUCUUGUUCCCGUCGACUCCGAAGCGACACCAUCAACCAAGCAAGCCCUCUUUCUGCCUCCGCCAAGCAAGCGAAAACCACACCAACCCCCGACGACCUUUUCCACAAUCGCUCCCUCCCAACACGAAACUCUCUCCUACAUACCUCGACAAAGCCAGCACUAUCAACCCCCAACGGCUCGACAAUCGGCUCCUCCCCCUCCAUCCACGCACAAAGUGCCCUCUUCGGCAAACUCCAGCAGCACGCAACCCCAACCGCAGCCAUGUCGACCUUUUCCCAGUUCACAAAGUGGCUGCGCAAGAAGCAGAUUCAGAUUGAAGUCACCUUUGCCGUGUACAUGUUUACGCCCUGGGAAAAGUUUGCCUUUUACUCCAUCGUCUUUCUUCUCUUCAGCCUCACCUUUAUUGCCGCCGUCCUCUACCUCCCCCACCACAUCACCGUGCUCGCCGGCCGCGUCUGGUACUACAUCAACGGCGAGAGCAUCGACGUGGCCGCCUCGGCCCGCGAGGCUGUCCGCGAGGUCCUCGCCUCGGGCGUGCUGGAUGCGACGAUGCCCAUCGUCACCGCCGCCGAAACCACCCCGCUCGUCAAGGCGGAGCUGUAG
Molecule: messenger RNA, 696 nt
Organism: Cordyceps militaris CM01
Lineage: Eukaryota; Fungi; Ascomycota; Sordariomycetes; Hypocreales; Cordycipitaceae
Exons: 2
Coding region: 1-696 (231 amino acids)
Source: RefSeq, a predicted model, not a curated record